Molecule: messenger RNA, 1604 nt
Organism: Oncorhynchus keta (chum salmon)
Lineage: Eukaryota; Metazoa; Chordata; Actinopteri; Salmoniformes; Salmonidae
Product: trace amine-associated receptor 13c-like
Exons: 1
Coding region: 90-1052 (320 amino acids)
Biological process (GO): G protein-coupled receptor signaling pathway
Cellular component (GO): membrane
Molecular function (GO): trace-amine receptor activity
Source: RefSeq, a predicted model, not a curated record
GCUCAGAGUUUUUCAGAAGCCGGACCUGACACGGUCACACACAGGACCAAGCAGGAGCAGGACCUCAGCAUUUUUACUUUUUAUUACAAAUGGAGAAACAUGAAGAUGUUCAAUACUGUUUUCAAGACGGAAACUCUUCUUGCAGAAAGGCUUUUCUAUCGACAUCUAUCUACAUAACACUGUACAUCUUCUUCUCAUUGAUUUCAGCAGUUACAGUAUUUUUGAACCUAAUGGUGAUCAUCUCCAUCUCUCACUUCAAGCAGCUCCACACUACAACCAACCUGCUCAUCCUCUCUCUGGCUGCGUCAGAUCUCCUGGUGGGACUGAUUGUGAUACCAGUAAUGACUGUAGCAACAAUGGAAUCAUGCUGGAGUUUUGGGAAAUAUUUCUGUGUGUUUCAUGGAUAUAUUGCUUCUUUGUGUACUUCUUUAUCUCUGGGCAAUUUGGUCUUGAUAUCUAUUGACCGCUAUGUUGCUGUGUGUGAUCCCUUAUUGUACCACUCUAAAAUAACAACAACAAGAAUCACGUGUUUUAUAUCCAUCACCUGGUGUUGUUGUAUCAUAUACCGUGCUGCUAAUAUACAAUAUUUUGUAAAUGUACAGGUACCAAGUCGGUGUUUGAAAGAAUGUACUGCUGUUGAAGGGUCAAUCUGGGUUAAUAUCACUGACAUUGUAAUUACAAUGGUUGUCCCGUGCUCUGUUAUUAUAACACUUUAUAUGAAAAUCUUUGUGGUGGCCAGAUCACAGGCCAGAAAGGUAUUUUCAAAAGAGGAAGCCAGUGUGUCUGGUGUUAAAACUAGUCAGGCAAAUAAGUCUGAGACAAAAACAACAAAAACUCUGUCUAUUGUUGUUUUCAACUAUCUCAUUUGUUGGAUUCCAUCUCUAUUUGUUUUUAUUUUAUUUUAUUUUUUAAGUUAUACUUUGUUACCAUAUUUAAUCUCUUUUCUGGCAUUUGUUAAUUCCUUAAUCAAUCCAAUAAUUUAUGCUUUCCUUUAUCCAUGGUUUAAAGUGACAGUUAAACUUAUUUUAUCUCUGAAUUUAAGGCAUUCAUAGUUCAUGUUUUUAUUCCCUAGUUUGACAAACAUAAGUUUAAUAUAGUUUUGUUAUACAAUUGUUGUAAGUAUCUCAUUCAUGUAACAAUACACUGACAUGACUUAGCUCAGUGUUUAGGUACAUGUGGUGUUGAUACAGAAUGAUUUGACUGGAUUGAAUUGGAAUGACUUGGAGUCGGCAUAAGAAGGAAUAAGCUUGUUUAAUAAAAUACAUUGUAGUCAUUUUGGGUUGUAUAUUCCAAAUACCAAAGUCUGUUGAUGUUCCAUGUUAUUUAAUGAUAAAUAGUUUGUAAGUAUUCUAAAAGUACAUUUUGAGGACGUCAUGAGUCUUUCUAUAUGUUGUUCAACAUCUCCCUCUAGUGGCUCAAUUGGGACACAAUGCCUUCACCAAGUGUAGUAAAAUGUAAAUGUACAAUAUGCAUGAUAUCAGAUAACAUCCAAGUAUAUCUCAAUGGUGUAUUGUGUAAGUAGUUAAUGGUCAAAUUUAAGAAUUUGCAAAUAUGGUUAACACUUUAUAAUAACAUUCAGUAAUAAAACAUGUGUAAGGAAUGUA